Messenger RNA from Notothenia coriiceps (black rockcod), 7372 nucleotides. RefSeq names its product zinc finger protein 292b (gene znf292b). The record is from RefSeq and is a predicted model, not a curated record. Gene Ontology annotation, molecular function: DNA binding; DNA-binding transcription factor activity, RNA polymerase II-specific. Gene Ontology annotation, biological process: regulation of transcription by RNA polymerase II. Gene Ontology annotation, cellular component: nucleus. NCBI's taxonomy places the organism in Eukaryota, Metazoa, Chordata, Actinopteri, Perciformes, Nototheniidae. The transcript has 4 exons. The coding region runs from base 1 to 6873 and encodes 2290 amino acids.
AUGAAGCUAUCAAAGGAGGAUUGCCGAGAUGCAUUAGAGAUGAUCUGCAACCUGGAGUCAGAUGGAGAAGAGAGGGCGGCUCUCAGCCUGUGCUCGGCCUUCCUGACCCGCCAGCUUUUCCAAGGAGACACAGACUGUGCUUGGGAGCUCACUCUGUUUUGGAGCAAGCUGUUGAAGAGAUUGGAGCCGUCGGAGCAGGCCUUCCUCGACCGAUGUCGUCAGAUGUCCUUACUUUCCAAAAAUGUUUUCCAUAUCCUGUUCCUUAUCAAGGUCAUCCAAUCAGAGAUUGACAGCGUUGGACUUCCAGUGUGCAUCGAGAUGUGUAUAAGGGCUCUGCGAAUGGAAUCCGAUGAUGGGAACACCAAGGCCACUGUGUGUAAAACUAUUUCCUGCUUGCUUCCCACUGACCUGGAAGUGAAGCGAGCCUGCCAGCUGACGGAGUUUCUCCUGGAGCCAACAGUGGAUUCAUACUACGCCGUGGAGACUCUUUACAAUGAACCAGAUCAAAAGGUAGAUGAAGAGAAAAGGCCUGUUCCCAACUCUCUACGCUGCGAGCUCCUGCUAGUUUUCAAAACCCAGUGGCCUUUCGACCCGGAGUUCUGGGACUGGAAAACACUCAAGCGCCAUUGUCUAGCACUCAUGGGUGAGGAAGCUUCAAUUGUUUCAUCCAUAGACCUGCUAAAUGAACCCGAGGACCCCGAAGAAGAGGACGAUUUUAGUGAGGGGUUUGCGAAUAUCCUGGACCACCUAGGCAGUGGCACCUAUGAACUGAAAGAUGUAAAAGACAAAAAACAAAAAAACAAAGAGAUGAAGAAACUGAGAGAGAAAGGGUUAAUGUCUGCCAGGUUCAGAAACUGGCAGGCGUAUAUGCAGUACUGUGUACUGUGUGACAAAGAGUUUCUCGGCCACAGGAUCGUACGCCAUGCACAAACUCAUCUGAGCGGUGGAGUAUACAGCUGCCCAAUAUGUGCUCAAACUUUUACCUCAAAAGACACAUUGCUUCCCCACGUAACAUCCCAUGUCAAACAGUCAAGCAAGGAAAGGCUGAUGGCCAUGAAAACAACCAAGCAACUGUCUGAUCCUAAAACAGCUGCCCCUGUUAUUGCAGCAUUACAGGCCAAGCCAGAAUACAAAUCUCGUAAAAAUGGUGACUCCUCGGGGAAACAUUUGAGGUUGAAUGCUAAUGUCAGAGUGUCUAGGCCUUCCAUAGAUGGUGAUGAAAAUGUGUGCCCUGUUGGAAAAUGUAAACACAGCUUCAAAUUUUUCAAAAAUCUCAUUGCACAUGUUAGAGGUCAUGGGAACAAUGAGGAAGCUAUGAUUUUCCUCGAAAUGCAGAGCAAAAAGGUUGUUUGCCAGUACUGCCGCCGCCACUUUGUUAAUGUCACCCAUCUUAAUGACCAUUUACAAGUCCACUGUGGUGUGAAACCUUACAUCUGUAUUCAGUUGAACUGCAGGGCAAGUUUUCUGUCCAACACUGAACUCUUUGUACACAGGAAAACACAUUCUGUUUUUAAGGCACGAUGCAUGUUUCCAGAGUGUGGGAAGAUUUUCAAUGAGGCCUUCAAACUCUAUGACCACGAGGCACAGCAUUAUAAAACGUUCACGUGUAAAUUUGCAGAAUGUGGGAAGGUAUUCCAUUCCCAACAACAGCUGGAUUUGCACCACGGGGCCCAUGCCCCUCACAAAGAGAAAAGUACGUCUCCUGAACACAUCUCACAGAAUACGCAGCCAGGCCCUUCGCUCAUUGAGCAAAUGCUUUCCAACAGCACUCCCGUUAAACAAGAGAAUUCCCAAGAAAACUGUACCACAGAGAGCACGGUUGAUUCAAAUAAUGAAAGGCUGCCAGUUGCAAUUGAGAGUUUGAUGAAAUCUUCCGAAGUUCCUGCGCAAACCUUAGGACUAAACACUGUAAAACAAGAGCCCCAAAAUGUGCCAGUUUCAACCACCAGUUACACACAGAGUAUGAAUAAUUCUGUGAUUAAGCCUUUGAAUUCCCAAUUGUCUGACCCUAAUGGACAUAGACAUGGUUCAAGUGGCCAUUCUUUUGAUAGUAUGAGACCGCCCCAACAAAAUCAGCCGGUACCUCCAUUUAAAGCUAAUGUAAUCUUGCAAGCCCAGCUACAGCCCCAAGUGUUUCACAGCGCUGUAAAUACUGGUCUAACAGCCUUCAAAACUGGCGGAAACUUAACACUGCAGGUGCAGCAAGGGACAAUGUGUAGUAGCAACCUGUUAGCGCUGGCCAAAAAAUCCAUACAGCCAGCAAUGUCACAACCACUUCCUCCAACACUAGCCCCUCAGCCACUACCUGGGAACAGAUCGGAAAACUCUGUGACUUCCUCAACUAGCACAGGGCCCCUUCCAGGACAGAGAGAGCGCUUUCACUGUGCAUUUGAAACAUGUGCAAGGAACUACAGCUCCCCCAAAAGUGUUGCAAAGCACAUGAAAGCGGUUCACUCGGAGUUCUAUGAGAAUUGGAAAAAAAAUCGAACUAAAAUCAAGACAACUUAUGCUGCGGCACCGAGCAAAUCAUCUGUUGGACAUCUCAGUUCAUUUGUGCCAGUUCAGAACCAGCAGGACAACGGAUUACCAGUUGGUGGGGUUCACAGGCAGAACGUUAUCCGAUCACCUCCUUAUAUUAAUAUGGGUGCACGCUUAAACUGCACUACUUUACACUCCCAUCCCUCACCUGCCCAAUAUCAGAAUGCUUCACUCUUGAUGGAAAACGUUUUAAAUCCUAUUGUUGUCUCUCAGCUAAGAAGUGAUACAAAUCCAAUAACUGCACAGUCCCAGGUUCCAGUUAAUCAAAAUUGGAACUUAGUCCCUGGAACUAAACAAAUUCAAAACUGUGGCACCUCCCAAGUCUAUCCAUCUAACACACAUGUGAUCUCACAAGUCAAUUCUACCAGUGCUGCUCUGCCACGUAAUCUCCCAUCCUGCUCUGUAACUGGCUCCACCAGAAACCGACCAGCACAGUCAAUGCAGUCACAACUAAUGGAAAAUGCGAAACAUUUCUCUAAACAAGCGGAAGACCUUAUUUUGCCACAUGCUUCACAAAUGCAAAGCAUCUCCGGUUCCAGGGCACCAGAACAAACUAAAUCAAUGCAAAACCAUCUGCAGUCUCAAUUUUCCUCUUUAGACAAUGCAAGCCAAAACCACAGUAACAACCAACCUCAAGCUACCGUCAUCGCUGAAAACAAUCCUGCAAAUCAAAAGCGACCCAAAAGAAGCAGCAGGACCAAAUGGCCAGCUAUUAUCAGAGAUGGAAAAUUUGUUUGUUGCAGGUGUUUUAGAGAAUUCAAUAGUCCAAAAUCUCUCGGAGGCCAUUUGUCCAAGCGUACAAUCUGCAAACCAUAUGAUGAAUCAGAACUGAACACAGACCUGCCAUCAUCAUUUCUUGACUUUCUCAAUUCAGAGCAAGCGAUUAGGGCUGCUCAGCCACAGUCAUCUUCCAGUCCUGCUGCUGUCUAUCAGGAGAAGCAUGCUCUGUCAGCAGCACAUGUUUCAUACCCCGUCCCUAAAUAUUCAAAAAGUAAAUUGGCAAAAUAUAAGAAUGGUGCGUCAAAUGAUGACAUUCUUAAGCAAAUCAAGACAGAACCCAAUAUGACGGAUCUUUUUGUGAACACACCUGCUUCCCAGUCAUUGUUUCAAAACUCUUGUGUGUCCUUUUCAGCUGGUGAACGCUUGCCAGGGAGCUCAGUCAUACAGCACACAGAAAAUGUUGCGCUGAAGCAAGAGGACAACUUGUUUAAUACAGCCCAUUAUCCUCAGCCAAGUGCUGAUGCAUUUGCUGGAAGUGAAUUCCCCGACCAACUUUUCUCUCAGAUUCUCACAGAAAAUCCUGACAUAACCGUUCAAACACCAGAUUUUAACUCGGCGAUGAAAACGUUGUUACCUGAUAGUCAGCUCAGUCCAUCCACAAGCAGCAAGCAGUCUGGGACGCAAAGGAAGAGAACUGAUCAAUAUAUUAAAAAGAGACUGCGGGAGCAGAUUUUAGCUGGUGACUUUCAACGUAGAAACACCUUAGGCCAUUCAAGCAACACUGACACGAAUGCCAAUUCAAAGAGUCCUAUGGCUUUUUUCCCAAUGUGCAAUCCCUCUGAUAAUUAUGGACUUGAUCAAAUGUUUUGCGAUGCAAAGAGUGACCAAGGUAGCCUAGGAGAGAUCAUGCUAGAGAACUGUACAAUCAUCCCAGGAACCGCUGAUGAAAUCAAACAACUACUGAACACACAGAGCUUUACUGGUUUCAGAGAGUCCUCCACACAGCUGCAGGAGGUACUGAACCCCACAAGCGUCCUUGCAACUUAUGCAGAUCUUGACCCAACACCGUUAUCUGCUAGCCAGUACCAGCAGAUGACAGAAAUUCAGGGUGCAUUAGAAAAGCUUGACUUGGUCAGAGAAAGAUCUAAUCAGGUGUUGGCCCAAAUGAAACAAUGUAGCAAUAGUACAGUCAACACAGGAUCCCCAACAGUCUUUGUCAAGCCUUUUGCUUGUGAGGAUGAGACAUGCUCAUUUGGCUCAAUGUCAGGUGAUGCUCUUUGGAGACACCUGUCCAAAUCUCACAACUACACAAUGGAUAUGGUGAAUGUGGUUAAAAAAAGGUAUGGCCAAUAUGCCCCUUUCCAGUGCCAUACUUGUCCUAAGAGAUUUACUCGUAACUCAAACCUCCGUGCUCACUACCAGUCGGUUCACAAAUUAUCUCUGAAAGAAAUCACAGAUCUAGAUAUGUUGCGCAGAGAGGCCACUGUUCAAAAACGUGUUUCUCCAGCAGCUCAAACCACAUUGCCUACUCAUUCAUCAACAAAGAAAAAACCACCGCUCUAUUCACUUAAAGAUUCUGUGAAACUCAAUACCCCAUUAAAGGCAUUUGUAUCACUUACUAACAUUAACGUGACUAAUCAUACAUUUGCAGAUGACAACCGGUCCACAGUCAUUCAACCCUUGCUAACUGCUCCCAUGCACAAUCAAGCAACGACUCUACCAGCGCAGGCUCAUACAUCUACGUCAGCAUUUCAGUUAGUACAAGCAGAGACGGCAGCACCACAGUUGUCAAAUGAUCUGCAAAGAAACUUGCCCAAGAUGCCCACUCAACACUCACAUGGUCAACGAGGUAAAGCCCGUUUGCCCAAAGUAUCAACUCUUCUCACUCAGGCUUUAUCUGCCACGCCGCAAGCUAAUGGGCCUCCAUCUGUCGACAAACUAUCUGCAGUCAACAGGCCGCCAACAGUCAAGACAGUCAAGACAGUCAAGACAACUAUAUACAGAACCAAGAAGACAAAAAAGAAAAAGCCCAAAUCCGCUGAUGCCAUGAGUCUGUACAGACCAUAUUGCUGCGUUCAUCAAGGUUGUGUGGCAGCCUUCACCAUCCAGCACAAUCUGAUCCUCCACUACAGGGCUGUUCACCAGUCUGCUUUGUCAUUAUUGGAGGUGAAUGAAGAGCAGGACCAGAGUGACGAACUGGAGGAUUUCAUGGAUUUUGAUGAGGAGGAGGAGGAGGAGGAGCAGCAACAGCAGCCAGAGGCCGAGAUCCCACACAUUUCUGAAUUCAGAUGUCAAGUUAAAGACUGCUCCAGAGUUUUCCAAGAAGUUCCCCACCUUUUGCAGCAUUAUCUUCAGCUGCAUGAGUUCAGUCUCGACAAGGUUGGCAAUAUCUUGUCAAGCAUCAAGCUCGGCAAGUUUACUUGUAGCCACCAAGAAUGCACAUCAACAUUCACUGCUUUCUGGAAGUAUAUCGGACAUGUCAAAGAACAGCAUAAAGAUAUGAAGUUGGCCAAACCUGAUCUUAAUGCCUCUUUCAAAUGUGAAGUUGAAGGCUGUGACCGUUCAUAUGCCACAAAGUCAAACCUGCUCAGACAUGUCAUGAAAAAGCAUAAUGACCUGUACCAGGAUCAACUCAAGGAUCAACAGAUAAAAGAAGACAAGAUGAAACGGGACUCUAAGACUCCAAGACUGCAUUACGAAAUUACCAAGACCAGUAAUGGGAAGGAAAACAUUGAGAGCAAUAAAAAGAUCCUACAGAGGGGAAGUGAGACCAAGCGGGACAAGGCAAAAAGAAAUCACUGGACUAAAUAUGGAAACCCCUCCUUGAAAUCUAAAGUGGAAGCAUCUUCAAUGUGCACAAAUAGAUUUCCCCUACAAUACCCCUGUAUGAUUAAAGGUUGUGAUUCAGUCACAAGAUCAGAACGUAGCAUAUUAAAACAUUACAUGGGACACGGACUGUCAGAAAAGUAUCUGGAACAGCAAAGGAGUCACUUCAUAUUCUGCAAAAAGUUUCCCAGGCAGAAGUGCCACUUGAUCAGGAGUGAUGAUUCCAAAUCAGACAACACCUCUGACCUGUCGGACAUAGAGGGGACCUCAGACACCGGCCUAGGCGGAGGGGAAUAUGGAAGUUCAAAGCCUGUCCUACGCAAAAGGACCAUUGCAGACUCCCCUGUUACAUUGUUCAACACCAAAUUAUCAACUGAGGAAAGUUCUGAUGGCUCUGUGAUGCUCAAACGCAAACGAGGUCGCCCGCGUAAACUAGAGGGCAAAGCGGUGAAACGCAAGAAAAUUCCCCGCACAACCAAGACAGCGGUACUUUACAGCAGGGACGAUGAAUCAGACUCCUCUUGCCCCGCAGUAAUGCAGGACGAGAACGCUCCGCUGGCCUCUUUCAAACCGAUGGGCUUUGAAAUGUCUUUCCUAAAAUUCCUGGAACAGUCCAAAAAAAGUUCAGAGACAUGCAGAAAUACCUCCAGCACCUCUGUCCGGUUUAGAAACCGGCAGUUUUUGAAAUCACUUAGAAAGGUCAAAAUAGUCAUAGAUGGGGCCUUUUCAGGGGUCUCUGACCUUAUGUUGAAACAGCUGCAGGACAUGCGGCCCACAGUGGUAUUGUGAAAAAAUAGCUUACUUGUUUUUUGUGGGUUUUGUAAAGCAGAAUCUCAGGACAAGAAUGAGUAAAAUCUGCUGCAGACUGCUGCCCGACAUACUAGAUCUUUUUUACAAAUCCAAUAAAAAUAAGUUGUUUUUCAAUGAUACUGUAUUAUCUGUAAAAUGUCUCUUUUUUUUAUGGAAAAGUAUAUAGCAUGUUUUUAUUUAUGGACUAGUAUGUCAAAAAGUUACCUGAAAUUCAAAUGAGAUCGACUUGUUGCUGUCUUAUUGAUCCCUGUGGGACUUCAGAAAAACAGACUCUGGACUGGAUUUGAUUGUGUAGUUUGUGAUUUGGAGAUGUUGAUUGUGCGUUGGUUAUAUAGUCUGAGAUCACCCACUGCCACCAGCAGUCUUGUUAUUAAAUGAACAGUUUUCUACAACCAGUUUGACUUGGUUUUUUUUUAAUCAUUUGCCAUUUAGUUUGAUACACUGCAGCUUUAGGGAUUCAUUUUGGAUAAUAAAUAAC